This is a messenger RNA of Bradysia coprophila, 4289 nucleotides long. RefSeq names its product cytoplasmic polyadenylation element-binding protein orb2 (gene orb2). Gene Ontology annotation, cellular component: cytoplasm; neuron projection; nucleus. Gene Ontology annotation, molecular function: mRNA regulatory element binding translation repressor activity; mRNA 3'-UTR binding; translation factor activity, RNA binding. Gene Ontology annotation, biological process: negative regulation of cytoplasmic translation. The record is from RefSeq and is a predicted model, not a curated record. Lineage: Eukaryota; Metazoa; Arthropoda; Insecta; Diptera; Sciaridae.
CGAACUUGCGUUCGAACUUAGUAGUCAAUGAUGGCGGCCGAAAUUUUCUGUGAUAUUUUACUUAACAUAAAUUCGGGCCGACUUAUAUAAAAAAAAGUAGUAAUAAAACCAUAUUUGGUGCAAUAUUCGAUAAGACUGUAUUACGUGGGUGCGAAUAAAGUAAAGUGCAUAAUUUUUACCGAUAUUUGUGUAGAAGAGAAGCAGCAGCAGCAGAAUAUUAUAGAACAAAAAAAAAUCAACAACACACACUCUCUCUCUCGCAGUUUGUGUACUAUGUGUAUGGUGUACAAAAUAUAGUCAGCAAGAAAAAAAACCUUUAAGUUCGCAACCGUCGUCGGGUCGGUUCAUAGAAUGCGACAACCAGCAGUUUAUGUUUAGUACGUCGUCGUUUGUGCAUUGUUGUUGCCAAGGUGCAUCUGUGUGCAUCUGUGUGUUCGUCCAAUCGCAUUCAAAAUAAAUAAAUAAAAAAAAAACUUAUUUAAAUGUAACACAGUGUACCCGUUUAUAGAUAUAUAUUAAAACAACAACAACAUACAACAACAACAACAAAAAUUGAAUAAAAAUUUGAACAUUUUAUGGAUUCGAAGUCCCCACAGUAACGAGAAUAAACAAGGAACACAGAAAGUAAAUUUCAAAACUAAAAAAUCUACACAAGAACCGAAAAGACAACAACACUAAAUAAAAUUAAGAAGCAGAGAAAAAAAAUGAAUUUUGUGCAAAGAUAAUGAAUUUUCAUGUGUGAACUGAAACUGCAAAGAGGUGCAAAAUAUAUACCGUGUGUGUACAUAGGGAGCUUUGUGUGUGUUUUACUUUUUUUUAAGUAAAUACCAAAGUUUAACCUACUUUUCGUGUGUAUACCAUCUAAAUUUUAUGGUUGUUUUACUUGAAUACGUAACGGGUGGUGUGUGUCGUGUUUUAUUCCCGUUCCAUUCUGGUUCCAGCAAUUGAAUACAACUUACAAUCAUCCCUAAUAUCCGCCAUAGAUUCGAUAGAUAGUUUUUUUUUGUCUUCGAAAGAAAGUGUCUAAAUAUUGACCGUGACUCGUUUUGUUUGAAUCAACUUUUUUUCGUUCAUUUUGUUGUUGUUGUUUUGUUUAUAAAUUCGGAUUAUUCGGGCGCUCUCUGUGUGAUCACCCAUGGGUGAUAUUGAUAUAAAAUUAACGUCAUCAAUCGAAUCGAAGGAUAGCAAUUCCAAGUCGACAUACAGUAGCACAACAGCAGCAGCAACAACAACAUUUAGUCAACAAUUAAACGAAUCAUCUGAUAUACAGCUUGGCACAUCUCAUUGUACCAUGACAAAUACAAUGCCGACGACAACGACAACUAUUUUAACCAAUGCUCAUCCAUCUGCAGUCACCGAAGAUAGUAUAUCAUCACCAUCUACGUCAUCUUCGUUAGCAAUGACACCCACAUCCACAACAACCGUUAUAGCAGCUACAUUCGCAGAUUGUGUCAGUGCAUCAUCAACUGCAAAUGCACAACAUCCACAAUCAAGUGAGGACAGCGGUCUGACACCGUCGUCGACGUCAGUAAUGCUCAAUGGAACGAACAGUUUUAAUAAUUCGAAUAUAAACAAUAAUACGAUCGAUACGUUAGACAUAAAAUUAGCCGCAUCGACUGAAUCAUCCAAAUCGCCCGAUCUAUGCUUGUCAUCGUCGUCUUCUAGCAUAAAUGGUGCUGUAGCAUCGUCGUGCGGCUACACAUCGAAUCCGGAACAGGGUUCCGGAGGCGGUGGUGGUGGCGCAAUGUGGUCGAACAUCGAUGACGGAUCUCAUAUGUCACUGAAUGGUUACAAUAACUACCAAAAUUACACUAGUUCGCCGAUGUUCAAUGGUGCGUCUCCUAAUAGCAUCGCGGCAGCUAUAUCUCAACAUAAUCGUCGGGCAAUAACAGCAUCACAUGGUGGCUAUCAACAGCCACAGCAGCAGCAGCACGGUCCACACGGCCUAUCACCGAACAGUAUGAAUCGAUCGAAUUCAAUGAUUCAAACCCAACCGCAAUCCCAACAACAGUCUCAGCCGAAACAGGUCGGAUUUAAUAAUAACUUUCCGACAUGGUCGAAUCCACCGCCUUGGCCAUCCCAACAACAACAACAACAACAGCAGCAGCAGCAACAACAACAGCAACAAAACAUGCAAUCAUGGAACCGAGGCCGAUCCGUACCGAAUCUAAAUCCAAUGACAAAUGUAUUACCGAAUCGUAAACCAACAUCACCCAAUCCCGGACUGUCACCAUCCGCAUAUUCGGCACAACAAAAUGCAGCUAUUUCACCGUCGAAAUAUCGUCGCAGCACAUCGUUUCCAGGCAAAGUGCAAGGUCAAGGCGGCUAUCCGGGACCGAUGGAUGUUCAGGGCGGCAUUGACGAUGGACGUGAAGCCUUUAUGCAGUAUCAGGAACGUAACGGAAUGGGUAAUGGUUUAGACAUGAGAUCAUUAGAACACUGUCUUAGUGACUUAAUGCGAGGAUGUGGAGAUGGUGCGGGUCCACCUGAUCAUUUGAAAGGUUACCUGAAUAAUCCUAAUACACUUCAGUCAUUGGCGCAGUUACACGGCAAACCGUACUAUGGAGGUGGAAUGGACGAUCAUAUUUCGGAAGAAGCUGGUGGCUAUGUAGAUGGUUCAGCAAUUCCGUUAGGAUCGCCGGCACGAUCAUCACCACAAUCUCUCGGCUCGGAAGUAACCGAACGAUUCUCAAGGAAAGUUUUCGUCGGUGGACUGCCGCCUGAUAUCGAUGAAGAUGAAAUUACUUCAUCGUUCCGUCGAUUCGGUCCACUAGUAGUUGAUUGGCCUCACAAAGCUGAAUCUAAGUCAUAUUUUCCACCCAAAGGAUAUGCGUUCCUUCUGUUUCAGGAUGAGAGCAGUGUACAGUCGCUUAUCGAAGCUUGCAUCACAGACGACGAUAAAUUGUAUCUGUGCGUAUCGUCACCGACCAUUAAAGACAAGCCCGUUCAAAUCAGACCAUGGCGUUUAUCCGAUGCCGAUUUUGUGUUAGAUGCCUCGAUGCCAUUAGAUCCACGGAAAACGGUUUUCGUUGGAGGCGUUCCACGGCCACUGAAAGCUGUUGAACUGGCGAUGAUAAUGAAUCGUUUAUACGGCGGUGUAUGUUAUGCUGGUAUCGACACGGAUCCAGAAUUGAAGUAUCCAAAAGGCGCUGGACGCGUUGCAUUCUCCAAUCAACAAAGUUACAUAGCGGCCAUCUCAGCUCGUUUCGUUCAGUUGCAACAUGGCGAUAUUGACAAGCGCGUAGAAGUCAAACCGUACGUUUUGGACGAUCAAAUGUGUGAUGAAUGUCAGGGACAAAGAUGUAGCGGCAAGUUUGCACCUUUCUUCUGUGCAAACGUUACAUGUUUGCAGUACUAUUGUGAACACUGUUGGACGACCAUUCAUUCUCGGCCGGGUCGCGAAUAUCACAAACCAUUGGUCAAAGAGGGUGCCGAUCGGCCACGUGCAGUACCAUUUCGUUGGUGUUAACGCCAACUGUACGAGACGUUAAAUAAAACAAGUUGAUGGGUAAAAGAUAAAAGAAAAAUCAACCAAGAAACAAACCAGCUACGAGGAAAAAAAACCCAAACCCAUAAAACAAUUUCUAGACACAAUUUCUAGAUACAAAUUUUUAUUAAAAAAAAAAAAAAAACUAAAACCAAAACGAAAAAAAAAAUUGAAAAUUAAUUUCAAAAGGAAAACAAAACAAGGAAAAAGAAAAAUCAAUAACACAUCAUCACACCACAACAAUUUCUAUUCGAUUGAAGAUGGAGAUGGAGGCGAUCAAUUUUUUUUUGUUAAUUUGUUUUGUGUUUUUGUUUUUCUUUCGUAUAAAUGUUAGCGAAGAAGAAAAAUUGUUCCCGAUUUUUCUUAUAAAAUUAAGUUUUUUUUUUGUAAGUAAUAAUCUUACUUUCUCGAUGAAAUACGGUUUUUGAAGUUAAUAUUUAUCGGAAUGGUUUUCAUAAUCAUCCAAAAUAAGGCGUGCGCGCGCCCUCGCAUUCUUUUUUUGUUUGUUUUGUUUUUUUUUUUCAUGUUAUCCGGGUGUUUAUAUAUUUAAAUAAAAAAAUAUGACCGGAAGUAGUGUGCGAUCACACGCGCGAUUCAUGUGCAAUUUAUUGUUUUUCGUUCAACAAACAAACAUUUAAACAAAGAAGUAAAAAGGAAAUCAAUUUGAUUCACUUUGAAUUUCUCGUUAAUUUCUUUUAUACAAAAAAAGGAACAUUUUGUUGUGAUAUUCUCGUGGAAGAAAAAUGAUGUUUGAAAAGCAUCAAAAACCGAACUUCUAAUUUUAAAAGAAGAAAAAGAAACA